GUUGGCUUGCUUUGCUGAUUGCGACCGAUAGAUAAUUGCUUCCAUUGCCGCGAGCUCGGGUCGCAACAAGACGAGCAGAACGCCCAUGGUCCACAUCGGGCCGGUGAGCCGGAAAAAAAUGGAAAUGUUGAAUGCAGAGUCUGAGGUAGUGCAUGCUUGAUAUGAUAUUGAUAGUACAAGCGCAACAGCAAUAAAAGCCUUUGAAGUAAAAGCCUUUGAACAAUAUGUCUUGUUUUUUUUUCGACCAAUGCGAGCGCAAGUGCAUCGUGGACAGCGGGGAAGUGGAGAUCGUUCACCCGCGGCCAGCCGCUUCCAAAUGGAGCGGCUCGACCUUCUUCCACUUUGACGAGGACUUUUUGGGUGCGAGUAAAUCGAGGACGGUAAUGCGGCCGCCCGCCAGGGGUAGCCCGUCCACCUCCGCCGGACGGGGGCUGUUUGAGGUUCGACGCAGCAUAGGCGAAACAGCACAUCGGUCGUCAUCCAAAGUCAGCACGUCCACGACAUCGUCUGCUGCUACCAGCAGCACUGCUGUGUCGUCCGUGCUUUUCCCCUUUUCAUCGUCAUCAACAUCGAAAAGCACAGCCGGCGGGGAAGCGGCCGGCGCUCCUGCUUAUGUUGACGGCGAGUAUGGGACAAGUGAACUGAGCGACUCCCACAUCUUGAGCCGAUUGGUAGGGCGGGAUGCUUUCAGAAAGAGGUCGGCUGCAGAGCAAAGACGUGCGAUUGACCAACAAGGCCGGGACACGUACUGCUCGGAGGGUCGUCGGACCGGCGGAAAUUUUGUGCAGCGCCUGUUCUCGUGCGAGAUGGACCAUCGUACGGGAGGACGGUCGUCCAGAAACGAAAUCUUUCCACGCAGCCUCGAAAUCACACUCUCCCGCCUGCCGCCACAACAAGAACUGGGACUACUGGAUGGGUAAAAGAGUCAGGACGUCCCAGUCUCCCGCUGCAAGUCUGGCUUUGAUAAUUUGGCGCCCUAUUGAUCUUGAUAAAUGAAGCAGAUGAGUUCCUACCAUCCAUUUUUUUCGGAUUGAAGACAAGAGUUCAGGCAGUAGAAU
Amoebophrya sp. A120 is the source of this 1058-nucleotide messenger RNA. The record is from the annotation of a GenBank genome assembly. Lineage: Eukaryota; Dinophyceae; Syndiniales; Amoebophryaceae.